Orbicella faveolata is the source of this 695-nucleotide messenger RNA. RefSeq names its product collagen triple helix repeat-containing protein 1-like. NCBI's taxonomy places the organism in Eukaryota, Metazoa, Cnidaria, Anthozoa, Scleractinia, Merulinidae. The record is from RefSeq and is a predicted model, not a curated record.
AUGGAUGUCUUCUCUUCGUUGUUUAUUGCUGUUUUCCUGCUGUCCUCGACAAGCACACACGCCAAGGAACUGAAGUCAAACGCUUCGACUUCUACAUGCAAGCCACAUCCACCUUCUGGAAUACCAGGAAUACCGGGAAUUCCCGGAACUAAUGGCGUCCCAGGAAUACCAGGAACUCCCGGUGCUCCGGGCAGAGAUGGCUACAAAGGAGAGAAGGGCAGCAUCGGAAAGAGGGGUUUGCAAGGUGCUAUAGGAAUCCCAGGGAAAAUUGGCUUGCGAGGCGCUGAAGGAUCUAAAGGGGAGAUGGGAGAAAAAGGAGAAAAUGGUACGAUGGGAACAAAAGGAAGUACGGGUAUCCCUGGGAACAUUGGCCCCAGGGGCUCAAAAGGGUCCAAGGGAGAAAUUGGUAUCGGAACAAAGGGAGAGAAAGGAGACGCAGCAAAUAUGGAUCCAAGACAGAGAGCUAAUUGGAAACAAUGCGCAUGGCGACAAAACACGGGUCUUGACAACGGUAAAAUAAAGGUACGUCAUCGUAUUAGGAUCUGUUUAACUUCUUGGCUUGCGGUCUACGAUUGAGGAGGUAAAAUUGCUAUGAUAUCUUUCUAGGGCAUAUUGCGUUUUAUUAAAGUUCUCCGUCGUUAUGUAGAGGUAGGAAGCUUAGUAAAAUCGAUAAAAGAUUAUUUCCGUAGUAGAUA